This is a messenger RNA of Scheffersomyces coipomensis, 1509 nucleotides long. Its product is annotated as transcription factor IIF subunit. Lineage: Eukaryota; Fungi; Ascomycota; Pichiomycetes; Serinales; Debaryomycetaceae. Bases 108 to 1358 code for a protein of 416 amino acids. Gene Ontology annotation, cellular component: transcription factor TFIIF complex. The transcript has a single exon. Gene Ontology annotation, biological process: transcription initiation at RNA polymerase II promoter; transcription by RNA polymerase II. The record is from RefSeq and is a predicted model, not a curated record.
UAUCAAAUUAUAAAUAUUAAAAGCUUUGGUAUAUUUCAUUAAAGGGAUCCAACUUGAUAGAACGAAGACCAUAAUCCAAUCAUAUAUACAGGGGCGUAAUAUAUCACAUGAGUGUUUCAAUCAAAUCAAGUCCUUCGAAAUCAAACGAUGUAAAGAGUGAAGACAAUGGUAAUGCUAUUAAUGAUAAGAUAAAUGAUAAUAAUAAAGAUGACAAAUCGAUAGAUAAUAAUGAUAAUAAUGAUGAUGAUACAUUAGUGAAUUCUCCAUCUGAGGGGGCUGAUGAUGUUGAGAAUUCGAUCUUAUCUGAUCCUGAGGAUUAUUUGGAAGAGAAUGAAUCAUUGGAUAUGAAUUUAACUAAUGGGAAUCAAAAUAUUUGGUUAGUUAAAUUACCAAAAUAUUUAGCAGAAAGAUGGUCGAAUGAAAGUAAUCUUAAUGGAGCUAAAUUAGGGACGGUUAAAAUUAAGAAAAACACAGGAGGAGCUAAUAGUAAACUACAGGUGAAAUUGGUUUUAAAUGAUGAAGCCAAUUCUAAUGCCAAUGAACCUAAGAUACCUCAAGAAUAUGAUAUAUCAAUUUUAAAUACUCAAGUUCGUAAUACAUAUGUGUUUAGUGAAGAGAAUUUAAAGAAGUUUAAACAAGAAUUGACUGAAGUUGGACAAAUGCCCGAACAACCAAAAGUUCCUGAAAAGCCUAAGAAUACUAAAUUUCAACCUCGAAGACAAUUUAAAUUUUUUAGAGUUCAAAAGAAUGGUAAUGAUGGACCUAUAAGAAAAUAUAUUCCAUUUGUAAAGACCAUUCCUAAGAAAACAUCUUUAAUUGGGAAAAUAUGUCAUGAUUGUCAAAUCAUUCCUUCUAAAUCUGAUUCUCAAUAUAAUAAAAUCUUAAUUGAUAGAAAGAAUAUCGUUAAAGGACCAGAAAGACCUAAAGUUACAUUUCUUGAUGAAAUACCGGGGGUGAUUCAAUCCAAUGCUGGACCAUCGAUUAGAGGUAACAAUACAUCAGUCUUUUUAAAAUCAACUCAUGCUAAAAAGAAUGCUGAAGGUAGAGCUAUUAGAAUGCCAAAGAAGGAUUUAUUAGAUUUAUUAUUCCGAUUAUUUGAAGAAUAUGAGUAUUGGUCAAUGAAGGGGUUAAAGGAAAGAACAAGACAACCAGAAUCAUAUUUGAAAGAAUCAUUAGAUUCAAUUGCUAAUUUAAUUAAAAAGGGUCCAUAUACAUCUAAAUAUAAUUUAAAACCUGAAUUUAGAAGAUUAAGAGAUGCAGAUAGAGCAGUUAGAUUAGGAUUAGAUGUGGAGGAAGAAGAUAAUAAUAAAGAUAAUGACGAUGAAGACGAUGAUCUUGAAAUGGAAGACGUGGUUUGAAAUGGAAGAUGUCUACAGGUCCUAUUAUGUGUUUUUUUUUGUUUCUUAUUAUAUAUUAAAUAUACAAGGUUUUUUAUCCAAUCUCGUAAAAAAUUAUGACUAUGAUUUAUAAAUGAUGAAUCUCUUUCUAUUAAUGUGAACCAUAAGUAUA